Messenger RNA from Rhagoletis pomonella (apple maggot), 2066 nucleotides. RefSeq names its product zinc finger protein 33A. The coding region runs from base 64 to 1686 and encodes 540 amino acids. Gene Ontology annotation, biological process: regulation of DNA-templated transcription. The transcript has 3 exons. NCBI's taxonomy places the organism in Eukaryota, Metazoa, Arthropoda, Insecta, Diptera, Tephritidae. Gene Ontology annotation, molecular function: RNA polymerase II cis-regulatory region sequence-specific DNA binding; DNA-binding transcription factor activity, RNA polymerase II-specific. The record is from RefSeq and is a predicted model, not a curated record.
UAAAAAUUACUUUUAUUCUUUUCGUUAACAGCUAAGCACUAACAAAACCCCAGAUAAGCCAAAAUGACGAAGGAACAGCCGACCGCAAUCCCCGAAGAGUUGUAUAACCUUACACAACUGGCUGAGGUUACAUUGGCUGCCGGCCGCCUCAGCACAACCAACAUAACAGAAAUUAAAGACUACAUCAAGCGGCACAAAGAAUUGGAGUAUCUCACCGAUGAGAGUCCAGCUCCUGCCACUGCACCAGAUGUUCUCAUGACAGAACAACAAAGCUUUGUACCUAUAUCUCACAAAGCGCCUUUAAACAAUGACUUUUCAACUGAAAUGUGGCACAACAACCAGAUAAACAGCAGCAGCACGGCACUCUAUGGGACACGGGAUUAUCAGAACAUCCAAACAGAACACCACAACCACAAUUCCACCACAGCGGUAGCGGUAGCGCGUACAACAUUCUACUCAUCCUCCGAUGAUGACUCCAACUACUACAGUCACAAAGUGUUUGAUCGCAAAAAAUUGCGACGUUCCACAAUCUCGGACCACUCCCGUUACGAUGAGCAUUCAUGCAGCAGUUUACCCAGCUGCAGCAGUGAGGAUCAAUUUACUGGCAUCUCGAGCCAUUCCAGCAACUCGGAGAUGAGCAAGCUGAGCAAUGGCACUGAGGGUAGCGCUAACGGCGGUAAUUUGCUGGAAGAUGAGCACGUCUGUCCGGAAUGCGGCAAGAAGUAUUCGACAUCGUCAAAUUUGGCGAGACAUCGGCAAACCCACAGGUCAAUAAUGGAUAAGAAAGCGCGACGAUGUCCAUACUGUGAGAAAGUCUACGUCUCGAUGCCCGCCUUCAGCAUGCAUGUGCGCACCCACAAUCAGGGCUGUGAGUGUCAAUACUGCGGCAAAUGCUUCUCUCGGCCAUGGCUACUGCAGGGACACAUACGCACGCACACAGGUGAGAAACCCUUCAAGUGCAGCGUUUGCAACAAAGCCUUUGCGGAUAAAUCCAAUCUACGCGCACACAUACAAACCCAUUCGAACACCAAGCCCCACACCUGCGGCCGUUGCGGCAAAGCUUUUGCUCUCAAAUCCUAUCUGUACAAGCAUGAAGAGUCUUCGUGCAUGAAGAACCACCACCGUGUCGGUGAACGCAGUGAGUCGCGUUCAAAUCGAAAUUCUACUAAUUCCACAAUCGCAUCCAAUGCUAAACAGUCUGUGAACAAUCAAUCGGCUACGGACUCGGCCAAGUCCACAUUGGCGAACAAACUUUUGCAGAAGGAGAAAGAUCGUCGUCAAUCUACGUAUGGUCAUACUGAAUAUACACCGGAAUCAACGCAAAGUCCCUUAGAGGUCCAAACCGUUUCGCCGUUGUCAGACAACGAUGGCAUAACCAAACCAUAUAUGGCGCAAGAGAAAUCCUACACCAUGCUUACAAGUCCCAUGUCUCAGGAGGAGUAUGAACGUUUCAAGCGCAUCAGCGUCAUACAAACGGCGACGACGCCGAGUGAUCUACUUUAUCGUGAGCACCACGUUGGCUCGCAAGGAUUCGUGGAUACAGUGGCGCAUAUGCCGUUACAGCUGUGCAGCAUACGAAAUGAGAUUCAAGAUCAACCGGUGGACUUUUCGCCAAAAAAUAAUUUUACACAUUCGACAAAGACGAGCCCCUUUGAGUUGACCAGUAAUUAUGCGAUUUUGGCCUAAAGCUUUGGCCACACGUUGGAUAGUUCAAAAAGACAAUGAAAAAUUUUGAAAAAUUUAGACUGUUGGUAUAUUUGAAAGCCUGAAAAGAUGUGGUGCUGUAAAUUGUGACUCACUUAAGAAAGGUACAUACAUACAUGUACUUGGAAAAGACGCGAAUGAUAGGCACUACUUAAAUAAAUGCUUAAAAUGUUUAAAACGAAAAUGAUAAAUUUGACCCGUUUAUAAAGACUUAUCCUGUCCUCUCCUAUAGUGAUCUGUGCCAAACUAGCGUAAUUCGUUGUAUGAAAGACACCUCCCGAAGGACCCUAGAAAAAUGCGAAAUUGUCUAAUCUUAUUUCGUAUAAAUUAUCAGUUUAUGCGAUUUGUUUGAUAUCCUCAAA